UGACGGUUAAAUACUUAUCAUUUGGCCGCAAUACACUUGCCCAAUUAUACAAAUUAUGCGUAUGGCAAUUUUCGCAAUAUCCUCCAAAAUGCACCACAAAAUCACUAUGGUCUCACGUGAAAAAUGCUGAGAAAGAUCCAAUAUUUUUAAUUAACCAGCUUUUUUUAAAAGAUAAACAUUCCCAGAAAGUGAAUCUCAGCAUGGAAGUUUACAGAGAUGAUACUGGAAAUCCCUCAAUAUUCAAAAGUGUUGUGGAGGCAGAAAAGAUAAUUAAGAAUAAAUACCAGGACAAAGAAUAUUCCUACUUUUCAGGAAUGGAAGAUUACAAUAGCUUAGCAGUGAAAUUGUUAUUGGGCGAUGAUUCCGUUUUUAUAUGUCAAAAGAGGACUGCGACAGUACAAGCUGUAGGAGGACAAAACUUAUCCCGUGUCCUACGAAAAUGAGAUUUUCCAAUGCACGAAUUUAAAAAACGUGAAGAGGCAUUAAGCUGCAUUGUCCUUGAAAAAUAGAUCAGCUACUGAAACGCUAUUUUGUCUAGCGACUGGGUCUCUCUGCAUUGCCGUACAUUUUUUUGGAAGACAUUUUUCAGGCAAUAAGAAAAUUUACCUGUCCAAUCCUAUCUGUCCUAUCAUCCCAAGUAUUUGCGAAACAGCUAGUUUGGUUGUCGCAUGGUAUCGAUACUACAAUCUAAAAACUGGAGGAGUUGACUUUGAAGGAUUUUUAGAGGAUGUUUUCGAGAUGACACCCAGAUCUAUUAUCUACUUGCAAUGUUGUGCUCACAAUCCUACUGGUGUAGACCCCAGUCAGGAACAAUGGUGUGAAAUCUCACAGUUAGUCAAGAAGAGACAAUUAUUUCCAGUAUUCGAUGUUGCCUACCAAGGAUUUGCAUCCGGUGAUUUUUAUAAUGACGCAUUUUCGUUUAGAACAUUUCUUCAAGAUGGUCAUAAAGUAGCUAUAUUGCAGAGUUAUUCGAAAAGCAUGGGUUUAUAUGGUGAACGAACAGGGUCGUGUACAUUUAUAGCUGAUUGCAAAAGCGAAGCUGACACAAUUCUGACGCAAAUGGAAGAAAUCAUAAGAAAAACAUAUUCAAGCCCACCAAUACAUGGGUCUAGAAUAGUUGUAGAAAUUCUGGCAGAUGAAAAUCUCAAAUAUAUGUGGUUUCAGGAAGUCAAAAUGAUGUCUGAAAGGCUGAAAGCUAUGAGGAAUGCUUUGAAGGAAAAUCUUGAGAAAGCAGGAUCAAAGCACAAUUGGGACCACAUCGUGCAUCAAAUUGGAAUGUUUUGUCUCAGCAAACUGACACCGAAACAAGUAAAGAAGUUAACGGAUGACUACCACAUAUAUCUUCCUGCAGAUGGAAGAAUUUCUGUGGCAGGACUAACUACAAAAAACGUGCAGUACGUUGCUAAUGCCAUUCAUGAAGUGACUAAGUGAUGUGCUGUAAUGACUGAAUGACGGAGGUUUCAGACAAAUCGCCCUGCACGUCCUACCAAUGAAGCCAGGUGUAUUCAGGAGUGGGGGAAUCUCGGGAAGACGCCGUCUUGGUCACGUAGACACUCACCACCCGUCUUCCCAUGGACAAACAAGCCGCCGCAUUUUUUUAUAUUAUGAAAUCACAG
Molecule: messenger RNA, 1616 nt
Organism: Acanthoscelides obtectus
Lineage: Eukaryota; Metazoa; Arthropoda; Insecta; Coleoptera; Chrysomelidae
Source: the annotation of a GenBank genome assembly